This is a messenger RNA of Populus trichocarpa (black cottonwood), 754 nucleotides long. RefSeq names its product NADH dehydrogenase [ubiquinone] 1 beta subcomplex subunit 9. The record is from RefSeq and is a predicted model, not a curated record. Bases 110 to 469 code for a protein of 119 amino acids. NCBI's taxonomy places the organism in Eukaryota, Viridiplantae, Streptophyta, Magnoliopsida, Malpighiales, Salicaceae. Gene Ontology annotation, biological process: mitochondrial electron transport, NADH to ubiquinone. The transcript has 6 exons.
CCGUUUUGCAGGUUUACUUUCACAGCGCUUGCCUGACAUUUGAUUCUCCUCAUAGCUUCUGCAGAGAGAAACUAAGAAGCCUUUGGAGGGGAGAGAGAGAGAGAGAGAGAUGAGCGUCGCAGCAGCAGCAGCAGCGGGCUACCUGGGUCGAAGAGCAGCACAGAAGGAGAGAGUGAGAAUCCUCUACCGCCGUGCUCUCAAAGACACUCUUAACUGGGCAGUCCAUCGCCACCUCUUUUACGAAGACGCCGAUCUUCUGCGCGCGAGGUUCGAAACAAGCAAACACGUGGAAGAUCCGGAUACAAUUGAUAGAAUGAUAGCUGAUGGCGAGGCGCAGUACAAUAAGUGGCGGCACCCUGAUCCUUAUAUUGUACCUUGGGCUCCUGGCGGCAGCAAGUUCACUCGGAACCCGACUCCACCUGAAGGGAUUGAGAUAGUGUAUAACUAUGGCCGAGAAGAUAAUGACUAGAACCCACUUCUUUUUGCAUGGCGAAAAAUAAAGAUUGAGAUGAUCUAUGACUGCUGCCGGAGAUAAUGUGAUAGAAGCCAGCAUCAGCUUUGUGCUAUUCAGUCAAGGCAGAAAUUGGACAUUAUGCAUGUUCCCAUUUUUCAUUUUAUGUAUUUGGCUUUUUUCUAUGAAGAAAGGAUAUGUGCUCUUUAAGUACCAAGCAUUCAUGAGAUGGUGCAUAACUGGAUUACUAAGGCAUUGGAUCCUUAAAGUGAAUAAUAACUUGUUUAAUUUGUUUCUUUUUCA